AUGGAGGAUGCCGAGAAUGCCUUACAGUCAUCAAAGAAAAGGGCUGCUGGACGGGAGCUCACACGAGACACUCCUCUUGAUGACGAUGAAGAUGACACUGACCUUAAUACUGGAACUUUCAAGAAAGCGAGUGACGAGGUUCUGGCAUCCAGAAGAAUUAUCAAAGUAGGGCGUCGCCAACAGACUAAUUCUACUCCUUCUUCAAACCCUUUUGCUGGAAUACGCUUGUCUGCUCCUACUGAAUCCAGUGCCAAGCCUGUUGAAGCUACUGCUGAAACACUACCAGGUAGCAAAUCUCUUGAGGUGGAGGACAAAUCUACUUCAAAUAACGAUGCUGCAGGUAAAAACAAUGUAACUAAGGAGCUUGCGGAGAAGGAGAGUAUCAACGAAAACUCUAAAGUAGAUAAUGAACAAAGUAAGGAUGGAAGUAAGAUUGAAAAUGAGGGCAAAAAGGAAGCUGCUGAUAAGGAAAGUGCAGGUGAGAUUGAAAAAGAACCAUCUACAGAAGUAAAAAAUACUGAGAACAAUGAUAAGAGCGAAAAUAGUGAAAGCAAGGAUAAGGAAAACAAAGUAAGUGACGAGGCUACUGCUGAAGGUGGCCCAUUCAAAUCAUUUCAACAGCUUUCGAGUAGUCAAAAUGCCUUCACAGGUCUUGUUGGAAGUGGAUUUUCUUCUUCCUUAUUUUCCUUUGGGCCUAAAACAAAUGAUGGGACUGCUUUAGGUAGUGGAACUGGUUCUAUUUUUGGCUUGAAACCUGACCAGCCUUUGGGUCUGGGUUUAUCAAACACUGGAACUUCUGGUUUUGGGACGUCAGGAGCAUCUGCUAUUUCCAAGAGUGAGACACUGCAGGAAGUCGUCGUUGAAACUGGUGAAGAAAACGAGGAAGUCGUUUUUAGUGCAGAUUCAGUGUUGUUUGAAUUUGUAGAUGGAGGUUGGAAGGAACGUGGAAAGGGAGAGGUGAAGGUGAAUGUUGCAAGUGGAACAGAAAAGAAGGCCAGAGUUCUUAUGAGGUCUAAGGGAAAUUACAGAUUGAUAUUAAAUGCGCGUCUUUACCCCGAAAUGAAGCUCACAAAUAUGGAGAAGAAAGGUGUUACCUUUGCCUGUGCAACUGAAGGGAAAACUGGUCUUUCGACAUUUGCAUUGAAGUUCAAAGAUGGGUCCAUAGUGGAGGAUUUUAAGGCUGCUAUUACUGCACAUAAGGGGGAGGCGACUACAACUGUGAAGACACCAGAAAAUUCUCCUAAGGCUUCUGUUGUUUGA
Messenger RNA from Lathyrus sativus (Indian pea), 1260 nucleotides. The record is from the annotation of a GenBank genome assembly. NCBI's taxonomy places the organism in Eukaryota, Viridiplantae, Streptophyta, Magnoliopsida, Fabales, Fabaceae.